CUAAAAGUACAGCUCCACAAAGUCUUCCAUAUUCCGAGAUUCGAGUGAUUCCUUUUUUGCGAUCGUCUUUGAAUAAAUUGCGAUUUCUGAAUUCGCGAAAAUUUCGGAACGAACCGUAAAAUUCCGACAAUAGUCGUUUGUCAUGCUGGAGUAUGUAUUUUACUGUAAGAAAAGGGAUUUAAAUUUUGCAAUGGAUUUUUGUGGCAAUUUUAUUUCAAAUUUUAACAAGUUAAAAUAAAGAUUUUUGUACAAACUUUUUGCUGGGAUAAAAAGAGAGUACAUGGUGAGUUUAGGAGAAUUGCGAUCUAUGGAAUCAACCGUAAAAUCUCGAGUGAAAUUCAUCAACAGAACGGACAAGGAAAUUGAAAUAUUUUGGAUAAAUUUCUCGGGGCAGGAAAUUUCGUAUGGAACUCUGCAUGCACCGCCGUCUAGGCUCUCAGUGGUGGCAAUAAAUACAUUUGUCACCCAUCCAUGGAUAGUCAGAGACUGUGAAAGUAGGCAGAGAUUAUGGCUAAAUUCGAAAGAGGUUUUUUACCCCCCUCAGCCGAGGGUUAGACGAGUUGGCAGAGUUGCAAUCAGGCCUGAUAGAGAACAGUUGCGAGUUGAAAGAGCUAAUAUCUUCAUAACGAAGCCAGGUAAGCCAGGCAUGGUGUUGCGGUUAUGCUGCUGACUGGAAAGUCUGGAAAUAGACCUUAGAAUUGCUUACGUCACAAUUAUUAAUACAGAGGACUUCUGGAAUGCACAGUGCAUUCUGGGAUACCUUUGGGUCAAUAAUUCAUUGUCUAAUAAUUACGUGAUGUAAGCUAGCAUUUCCAAGGUCCAUUCCACACCCAAGAUUUAAAAAAAUUUGAUAGUAAAUACAUAUAGAAAGCAUUGAAAUUGCAUGAUAUUUCGGUUAUACCCCCGAUAUCUCGGUUAUGGUAACAGGAUCGGAUCAAUUGAAAAAUACAACCCCCAGAACACAUCAGCGAUAUAUAUAGACACCUGCUUCGUUUUGCCCCCAUUGAGUUACAGCACUCUCCCCUUGAAGAGUAAAGUCAUCUGAUGUUAGACAGAGGAAAGGGUUAAUAAACCCUUUCUGAUAAAUCCAUGACAAAUUGAAAGCAAUUUUCUAAAGAAUGGGGCAGUUCUAUCCAGCGCUAACUCAUGGGGGACAUAUACUUGGAUUAGUUCACAGAGUUGGUGGACCAUAAAUAAGCUUUGUUUACACUGCGAGCUCUGUCCUGGGCCUUGCUUUGGUUGACAUAUAUGUAAUAAACCAAACUUCACCUGAAUGAUCUAUUAAUUCUAUGACAGGCCAAUGAUCCAUUGUAAUUGUUUUGAAAAUCCCACUGUUCUCCAUGCCAUCCAUCAUCACUUGCUCUGUUUUGACAUAUUUUAAUUGUUCUGCAAAGGCCUAAAUUGCUUCGACAAAUCAGGGUUAAGUCAAUAAUUUUACUGUCGUUCCAAUUGAAGUGUUGCUCAAAUAUUGAUUCAAUACAUUACCUCGGUCUGACCAAUUCAUUUGAUCAAGUUCCUCGAGAUAUUCAUACACUUCCUGUGAAAGAGCCAAUUCCAAGUAUUUGAUCAUUUCUGGUCCCUUCCUUUCUAUUUAUGAUUGAUUAGUUGCACAAACAACAAAGGUGAUUGGUACAUUCAAACUAUUCAACAGGAAGUUUACAAUUAUACUAGGAAGUGUAUGAAUAUCUCGAGGAACUUGAUGAAAUUAAUUGGUCAGCCCGAGGUAAUGUAUUGAAUCAAUAUUUGAGCAACACUUCAAUUGGAACGACAGUAAGCUUCCUGAUACUUCAAUGUGUUUGAUUAUAUUUACUGAACACUGAAAUUUUUUUGCUGGUUUUUUUUUGUAGUCUUCAAUGCAGAAACACUCAUGGACAUGUGCUGUUGUCGUGUGUCAAAAACCAUGACACUCCAAGAGGUUGACAAUCUGCCCUUACCAAAUUUUAUUAAAACUGAAAUAAGAAGACAUUACGAUAGUCCAUAAAACUUGAAUGUUUUGUGGCAUUGAAAUGAUGGAAUUUGAUAUGUAAGCAGUGUAAAUACGAGUGAGAAUAGGACAAAACAUAUGAGAACCUCUGGGAACCAGGGUAGUGUAAAUAGUCCAGGUUCGAAUUAGUUGAGAAAAAAUUAUGUGCAACUUUUUUUUAAAAAUGUGGCUCUAAAUUUUUAUAAAAUAGGUUUAUGAUUUUUGUAGCUACUGAUUCAAACAUACUCAAUCAAGCUGCAAUAAUUUAAUUUUUUGAAUACUUUUAAACUUUGUUUGCAAUCUUUGAUAUACAAACCUAACACAUACAGUAACUGGCACACAUCAGUCAUGUGUUUGUCUGUCAUGGUGGCUAAAAUUUGACGCCUUCCAGUCUGCAAACAUGCCGCUAGUGUGCAUACAAAAGCACACUUUCUGUUGUGUAUAAUAUUGACUAAGAGCUGUAAAUUAGGACCUGUGGUAAAAUAGAGUUGCAUGUUCAAAGUUUAUGAUGCAUUUCAAAGUUUAUGAUGCAUUUCAAAAUGUCAAGAACUUGUAAGUACGGUAUGUAAUAAAUUAAUAUAGUUUACAGUAUAUAAAAAUAGAUUUUAAUACUGUACAUCCAAUUGUGCUAGUAGUAGUUGUCAGUUAUGAAGUUUAUUAUUUUUACUCUGUCCAACCCCAGAUGAUUUUACCAGUCAAGGGGAGAGUGCUGGGGCUCAAUCGGUCAAUUAUCAGUAAUAAUUUGCAAGCAAAAAUUGUUGCCUUGAUACAGCUGUUACAGUAGUAAAUGAAACAGAUUUUUGUGUUGAAGUUCUCUUUAAUACUGGUUUGUUAGAAACGUUAUCAUACACUCCUCACUCCAAGUUGUUUAUUGUAGCGACUUUGAAACACCUCAAAGUAUUGUUAAAACACUCUGAUAUAUCCACUGUUGGUAUAAAAUUAUACAAAGCUGUUUAUUCUCAACUAGUAAACACACUAAAUUACAAAUGAUCUACAUUUUUUAAAAAGAUUAAAAGAACUAUAAAAUAGGUAAUAAUAGUUUUGCUAACAUGUAAUUAAUACACUUAAUUCUCCUUUUGAAAUGAUAUACAAAUAUGAUUUGAAGUCAAUAGCAAUUAGCAUAAAAACAUUCUUAGUUAAUACAGUUAAGACAGCAAUGCUUGUUUGCUUUGAACUAAGUUUUUUUAAAAACAAUCUAGUAUCUUUCUUUUAUUUCUAUGAUUCAUCCAUGUUUCCAUUAUUUUCUUCACUUCCUUCAUUUGCUUCAUAAAAUGUUGGCUA
Messenger RNA from Paramuricea clavata, 3244 nucleotides. The record is from the annotation of a GenBank genome assembly. NCBI's taxonomy places the organism in Eukaryota, Metazoa, Cnidaria, Anthozoa, Malacalcyonacea, Plexauridae.